AUGAGGCCUGGACAGAGUCUGAGGACAAAGAUGAUCUCUGAGAAAUUGAAGACAGCCCCCAGGAAGAUUGAGGUGGAGCGUGCCCACAUGACUGGAAAACCCAUCACCGGUCCAGAUAGGGGAAACAAGAAAAGACAGCAUCCCGACCUCUCCCCUCACCUCUGGCAACCCAACAGCAGGAGCCCAGGCCCAGACCUACACCCACACAACAGGUCUAUCCUCCCCCCUGCCUACAACCACCAGAGACAAGACCUCACUACCAUCAGCCUGCUGAGAGACAGGCUGGCUGUGAUAGAGGUAUGGGUUACUGAGCUGAAGGAGCAGCCCCCCAGCUACACUACCAUCAGCCUGCUGAGAGACAGGCUGGCUGUGAUUGAGGUAUGGGUUACUGAGCUGAAGGAGCAGCCCCCCAGCUACACUACCAUCAGCCUGCUGAGAGACAGGCUGGCUGUGAUUGAGGUAUGGGUUACUGAGCUGAAGGAGCAGCCCCCCAGCUACACUACCAUCAGCCUGCUGAGAGACAGGCUGGCUGUGAUUGAGGUAUGGGUUACUGAGCUGAAGGAGCAGCCCCCCAGCUACACUACCAUCAGCCUGCUGAGAGACAGGUUGGCUCUGAUUGAGGUAUGGGUUACUGAGCUGAAGGAGCAGCCCCCCAGCUACACUACCAUCAGCCUGCUGAGAGACAGGCUGGCUGUGAUUGAGGUAUGGGUUACUGAGCUGAAGGAGCAGCCCCCCAGCUACACUACCAUCAGCCUGCUGAGAGACAGGCUGGCUCUGAUUGAGGUAUGGGUUACUGAGCUGAAGGAGCAGCCCCCCAGCUACGCUACCAUCAGCCUGCUGAGAGACAGGCUGGCUCUGUUAGAGGUAUCGGUUACUGAGCUGAAGGAGCAGCCCCUCAGCUACACCACCUUCAGCCCAGAAACAGAGCUUCUACAGGACCAGAUCAACCAGUGCAAGGAGCCAGCUGAAGAACUCUGGAGCUGAGAGAGAGCCUUACCACAGUGCUUGAGGAGAAACAACAGUGACAGCACCGUCAACAACAACGGAAGGGAUCUGUUGCAGCUCUGUAGAAGCCUGGGUCUGUACUUUGUCAAUGGACCUGAGCCCUAGGACCAUGCCCCAGGACUACCUGACAUGAUGACUCCUUGCUGUCCCCAGUCCACCUGGCCAUGCUGCUGCUCCAGUUUCAACUGGCCUGGGCCCUAGGACCAUGUCCCAGGACUACCUGACAUGAGGACUCCUUGCUGUCCCCAGUCCACCUGGCCAUGCUCCUGCUCCAGUUUCAACUGUUCUGCCUUACUAUUAUUCAACCAUGCUGGGUCAUUUAUGAACAUUUGAACAUCUUGGCCACGUUCUGUUAUAAUCUCCACCCGGCACAGCCAAAAGAGGACUGGCCACCCCACAUAUGCUCUCUCUAAUUCUCUCUCUCUCGGAGGACCUGAGCCCUAGGACAGUGCCCCAGGACUACCUGACAUGAUGGCUCCUUGCUGUCCCCAUUCCACCUGACUGCUGCUGCUCCAGUUUCAACUGUUCUGCCUUAUUAUUAUUCGACCAUGCUGGUCGUUUAUGAACAUUUGAACAUCUUGGUCAUGUUCUGUUAUAAUCUCUACCCGGCACAGCCAGAAGAGGACUGGCCACCCCACAUAGCCCGGUUCCUCUCUAGGUUUCUUCCUAGGUUUUGGCCUUUCUAGGGAGUUUUUCCUAGCCACCGUGCUUUUACACCUGCAUUGUUUGCUGUUUGGGGUUUUAGGCUGGGUUUCUGUACAGCACUUUGAGAUAUCAGCUGAUGUACGAAGGGCUAUAUAAAUAAAUUUGAUUUGAUUUGAUUUG
Molecule: messenger RNA, 1830 nt
Organism: Oncorhynchus keta (chum salmon)
Lineage: Eukaryota; Metazoa; Chordata; Actinopteri; Salmoniformes; Salmonidae
Exons: 5
Coding region: 1-984 (327 amino acids)
Source: RefSeq, a predicted model, not a curated record